This is a messenger RNA of Hydatigera taeniaeformis, 261 nucleotides long. Lineage: Eukaryota; Metazoa; Platyhelminthes; Cestoda; Cyclophyllidea; Taeniidae. The record is from the annotation of a GenBank genome assembly.
AUGAAUGCACUAACACCCGAUCCAUCAGAGACCGAUUCCGACUGCGAGUAUAAGUAUGUCUUUCCACUCCGACACGAAGUUUCCCCUCGUGACUACCUUAAAUUCAUCCUCACCGUGUGGUAUUGCCCUGAAACCAGUGCAGCCAUUGCCGACCUCAUGGCCGAUUCCUAUGGCGAAGCACAGCUCAAAGAGCUUCUAGCUAGUCCAAUGGAAGUUUUGCUUUUCAAAUCCCGAAAGUUCUUUCUUGAACUUAACAUUUGA